Scomber japonicus (chub mackerel) is the source of this 3431-nucleotide messenger RNA. It is a transcript of the gene garem2, whose product is annotated as GRB2 associated, regulator of MAPK1-like. Bases 147 to 2315 code for a protein of 722 amino acids. The transcript has 7 exons. Lineage: Eukaryota; Metazoa; Chordata; Actinopteri; Scombriformes; Scombridae. The record is from RefSeq and is a predicted model, not a curated record.
AACUCUUUGCCAUUAUACCACCACCACCAUCACCUUCCUCUUCAUCGUUAUCAUCACCACCAUCAUCAUCAUUGUCAUCAUCACCAUCAUCAUCAUCAUCAUCAUUAUCAGCAGCAUUAUCUCCGGUACAGUGAUGACCCGGGAGGAUGGAGAAGUUGUCGGCGAGCCUGUCGGAGAUCACUUGGAGCCCGUUGGCGCUGCCGUUGGACGCGGUGGUCAGCAAGUUCCGUCUGCCCACGCUGGUCCGCCUGGCCCACGGUGAAUGCGUGGAGGGUCUGUCGGAGGAGGAUGUGGUGCUGUUACACUCCUGUCGUCAAUGGACCACAGUGACGGCGCACAGCUUAGAGGAGGGACACUACGUCAUUGGACCCAAGAUAGACAUCCCUCUGCAGUACCAGGGAAAGUUCAAGCUGUUGGAUGAAGACCGGGACAUUAGGGAUCCCGUCCAGUAUUUCUCCAGCGUGGAGGAAGUUGCCGGAGUCUUCCCUGAUCGGGUCUUUGUCAUGGAAACGAUCACUUUCAGCGUCAAGGUGGUUUCAGGGGAGUUCAGCGAGGACAGUGAGCCCUACAGCUUCACUCUGCAGGCUGGAGAUGAGCUGUCACUCAUGGGGAAGGCGGAGCUUCUGUGUGCCACGCCCUCUAAGGAAAAGACGGGACUGAGUGCGCUGUUGAGACGCUUGGGGAAGACUCCCCGAAGUAAAACUCCCUGCCUGGUCUGUAUGAACCAUCGCACCAAUCAGAGCGUCAGCCUGCCCUUUGCCUGCCGUGGACGCUUUUGCACGCGCUCCCCUUUGGAGCAAGGCAUGCUGGGAGGAGAGCAUACGGUGCGCAGCAUCAUCGAGAGGGUUCGCCUCCCCGUCAAUGUGUCUGUUCCGUCACGGCCGCCGCGAAACCCCUACGACCGCCACGCGGUGAGAGAGGGCCACCGCUACAAGCUGCUCAACAUCGUAAGCAAGACGGUGGUGCUCUGCAUGGUGCUCCGCCGACAGGAAGUCUCCCCCUCCCACUUCCUCCUGCUGCGUUGCAUGCCCCGCUUCAACGUGGCCGAAGCCUCUGUCCACACGGCGGCGCUGGAGAGCCUGCUGCUACGGCACGCGUUCGACCCCGACGCCUACUCUCGUGCAGUUCGGGAAACCCGGCCCGAGCUGGAGUGUAUGACGGAGGAGUGUAUGAGCCCGCGGCGCUCUCGCAUGUGUGUCUCGGGUCAGGACUCUUUGGCGCCGGCGCUGCAGAGGCUGUCCAUGUGCGGGUACGGGGGCGGGGUUUCAGACAACCUAUCACAGCGCUGCAGGGACUCUCUCGGAGACCGAAUGGGGGAGGGGCCAGGUGAGGAGAGGGAGUAUAUGACCCCUGAGUGGACUGAGGCUGAAAUGAGGACCAGUGAGGAGAUCCCGUAUGAGGAACUUUGGACCAAUCAGAACGCAGAGGGUUUAGGAAAGGAGCCAAACCUCAUCUCCUUUCAUUCGUCCUCCUCACUGGAUGGUUCUCUUGGUACCGUGGUGACAAGAGUGUCUACCCCGCCACCUGUACCUCCAAAAUCUGAUGCUGUGAGAGAGGAAUGUCGCUACUUGAUCGCCCCUCCGGUACCCCCUCGUUGCUCUAAAGGAGGCUCCAUCUCCAGUCCAGUUCCCAGCCCUCCUGUUCCACCUCGCUUCCCCAAAUCGUCCACCUCCCCCAGACCUAACCUCUCCUUCUACUCCUCCGGACUGCAGGACAGCUGUUCGCCCUCUCCAGAUGCUUCUCUCUACUGUUACCCGUGCUCCUGGGCUGACUGCCCCGCCCCAAACCCUGCCAGUCCCGAGCCAGUCUCCACCCUCCCUGCAGACAACGCAGCCAAUCCUCAGCCAGCACAGGCCACCUGGGCAGAGCCGUGGGUGGACUCCUUCACCUCCGGGCCUCGACUGAGGCCGCCGCCCCCGCAGAGUCGCUUCGCUCCUUUCGGAGCUUUGAACCCUUUCAACCGCCAGUCGCCUUGCCCCUCCCCUGAGCCCGCUGCCAAUCCUGUAACAGAUUCCUCCAGAGGUGCAGAGGGGGGUGGGACAUCCACAGGGGUGACUGAAGGGUUGGCACCACCUACUGACCCCACCUGGCGGCCUCCUGCUGACCUGUCUGCGCUGUCAUUGGAGGAAGUGUCGGCCUGUCUGCGGUUCAUCGGCCUAUCAGAGGCGGCGGUGUCGGUGUUCCAGAGGGAGCGGAUCGACGGCAGCCUCCUGGUGCAGCUGACUGAGGACAUCCUGUCACAUGACUUCCAUCUGAGCCGACUCCAUGUCACCAAGAUCACACAGUUCAUACAGGGAUGGAGGCCCAAGAUCUAACACACACACACACACACACACACACACACACACACACACAUAUAUAUAUAUAUAUACACACACACACACACACACACACACACACACACACACACACACACACACACACACACACACACACACACACACACACAGUCCUGAUAAUGUGCCUGUUGGCUGCUGAGCCAUCCUGAAUGUGCCUUUCACUGUGACCAACCGGCUGCUGAGCCCCCAAUGACUGAAGCAGAGACUCUGCUGCAGGAAACCACGCCUCCCUGUGGCCAAACUACGGAACUGACACUUGACUGGUUCCCACGCCAGGAAUCUCUGACUGACUGACUGACUGAAUAUUUCCUGUCUGAAUCACAGACUGGGACUAGUUUACUAACAAAUGGCUACAAGGUGACCUGUUUAAAUGUCAACCAGAACACAUCUCAUGCUAUAAGACAGCAGAAAGGUUCCUAGCACAACUCAGAUUUACGCAGCCUCUGUGCUGUGGUGCUUUAAUUGCAAAAAAGUCCAGUUUAAACUAUGAAAUGAGAGGUUAACUUGCCUUCAUUGGAAUAAAAAAUAUUUUGACUAUAUAAAAAAAUCAGCUCAACAGCUUUAGACAGGCAUGUAUCAACAUCAAUCACAUCUUGCAUUAUUUUCACCACAGUAAGGGUUUAGGUGAGUUUUUGUAAUAUAAGGGACAUAAAGGAAUUCACAGCCUUCACAGUAGGAGAUAUUACUGCAUAAAUGUACCACUGAGCCUGUCCUUGACCUGCUGAGCGUUUGUGGCCUGUGAUUGAUAUGAACAACAAAGUCAGAAAUAUUAAAAGUAAGAAAAGAACACUACACAAAGUCAGAAAUCUCAGCAUACAAUGAAGUUAUUCCUCAGUUCAUGAUCCAUUGAACCAUCACUGCAUUUACAGCUUUUUGUAUCAAGGCCACUUUGUAUUUUUUGAGACAGUGCCACUUUUUUUUUUUUUUUUUUAUUAACAUCCCCUUAAUUGUAACACAAGAUGUCGUUCAGCCUGUAGUCAGAUCCACAGAUGUUGCUGCCUCAGAAAUAGGAGAUCUUAAAAAAAUGUACCUCAGAUCACUUGUUUGAGAUGCUUGAUUUUAGCCAUUCGUAAUAAUAAAUGAAAUCAUGCU